Messenger RNA from Brassica napus (rape), 4488 nucleotides. Its product is annotated as wall-associated receptor kinase-like 18. The coding region runs from base 1900 to 4281 and encodes 793 amino acids. Gene Ontology annotation, molecular function: polysaccharide binding; ATP binding; protein serine/threonine kinase activity. Lineage: Eukaryota; Viridiplantae; Streptophyta; Magnoliopsida; Brassicales; Brassicaceae. Gene Ontology annotation, cellular component: plasma membrane. The record is from RefSeq and is a predicted model, not a curated record. Gene Ontology annotation, biological process: cell surface receptor signaling pathway; protein phosphorylation. The transcript has 4 exons.
AACUCUACUGUGUAAUCUGAUGGAGAGAGACAUGUCAAUAAAAGACGAAGACCAUUAUUAGAGGGAACUGUAUUCUCCGUGACUCCGUCCCACCCACUGUCAUAAGCUCAUAUGCAUGUUUUUGUAUUUUUGUAUUUGAGUGUGUUUGAAACUAAACAUGUUUUUAUAUUUAUGUUUGUGUUUGAGAUAAUGUAUUUGUAAUUUAUGUUGACAUUUGAUUUUUAAGUAUUCGGUUUCUUUAUAAUAAUUAAUUGUUAUACGUAUUUGGUGUUUAUAUAUUUUCAUUCUCUUUACUUUAGAGAUUAUCAGCUGCAGUUUCCUAGUUUUAGUUAACUUUUUUCACUCUGCAAGUUUCAAUUCAUCACCACGAUACAACCACUACAUUUUCAUCCCCAAGUUUUGUGAUUUUUUGAAUCUUUUUAAUUGUCUUUACUUUUACAAACUAUCUCUGUCUUUUGUUAAUUUGGAUCAUUGUUUUCUCUUAAUUGUUAAUACAAUGAGCUGCACUGCAUAUUCCUAAUUUUAUAUAUCAUCUUUAAUUUUAAAUUUUGAAUUUAUCCACUCGAUAAUUUUUUUGUAUUUUGCUAUGAACCUGACUUUUGCAACAAGGAAACUGCAUGAGGACAUGUACUUUUUUAAUUAUUAGUAAACAAAAAAAAGUGAGGAUCGACACUUUAAACUCUUAAAACUUUUUACACCAUAUUAAAACCAAAAGAUAAGUCAUAUUAUUGAUCUUAAGCAAGAAAAGUAUCUGGAUCUUACCAAUGUUUCUCUUCUGCACUAUUUCUCAAUGUUUCUCUCUGUAAAAAAUGUACGGUUGAUCGCAUAGAUCAAAAAACCUUGGAAAAGCUUCGACUGGAAAGGUUGGCUAAAAUCAAUGAGCUUGAAAAACGGACCAAUUAUUAUACCACACUACAACUUAUUCAGUAUGUUCGAUAUCUCGCAUAAAAAGGAAGGGACAAGGGCUAUGUAAGAUCGACUGAGCUAAAGAGAAGAAGGCUUUCUUGUGUUUGUGCUACAGAGACACAGAUUGAGAUUAUGUGUGUGUUUGUGGUCCUUGUGGAUGCUGAGUGCUCGUUCGAGGUACCAUGAGUUCCUAAUAUCCGAAGGUGCUGACUGACAGUUCUGGUUCUGGUUGGUAACUAUUCGAUUCUGAUGUCUCAAACGAUGAUUGUUAAUACGUUUUUGGGGUUUAAUUUUUUUUAAAGAAAAUUGUUUGUACCUUGAAAAAUUGUCUGUUUUCGUUAAGUGACGAGGACCAUUAUUAUUAUUUAUUUUUUUGUAACUGGACGAGAACCAUUAUUGCAUGGAACUUUAUUCUCUAUCCCCCACUGACAUAUACUGUCAUAGAAUGGUACUAUGGUAGUCGACAAAACAAAACAAAAAAAGAAUGGCAGAAAUAUACCUUGUUUAUAAAAACGUGGGAGAUAGAGGGAACCAAACUUCCAUGAAACCACUAACGUCAACCUCGCGUGGUAAAUGCACAGUUUGAUUUAACGAAAUUGUAAAAAAAUGAUAAAAAAUACUAACAGAUUAUUAAUAAAAGAUUUUACAUUAAUUUUUUAGUUAAUGAUAUGAGUGUGACUUUUGCAAUAAUAUUCACGCACAAGACUGUGUUCUUUAACUACAUUCCUAAUUAAAUUACCAAAUUUCUUAGCAAAAAAUGUGAUGAUUUAAGUUCUAACCUAUAUGCCAUAUUUAAACCAAAAGAAAAGCUUUCCGCCAUAUAUAAAGAAAGAGAGACGAAAAAUCAGAAGAGAGAAAACAAAAAAAAAAUUCAAAAAAUGACUGAAGACCAUUAGGGGCGGGAACUUUAACCUCAGUCUCUCCACUUAAAUUGUUCUUCCACUUUAGCAAGGAACAAACUCCGGAAGAUCAAAUAUUUCUGAGUAAAGAAACAUGAGCGACGAGAAUACAAAAUGCUCUAUCUUAUUGAUUCUCUUGAAGGUGCUGCUUUUGCUGAUCCUUUAUUCUGAAGAUGUUGCUGCUUCAAGCUCUUGUCAAAGUCAGUGCGGAGGUGUCACGAUACAAUACCCUUUUGGAAUCGGAAAGGGUUGCUACCUAGAGAAGUCUUACGAGAUCAAAUGUCUUAGUUCCACUACUUCAGGAAAGCUUGCUCCUUUCCUCUAUAUAACCGACAACAACAGAGAAGUUGUGAAUAUCUCUCUUCCAGAGAUAGAAGCUUAUUCUCCUAAUGAACCACUUUAUUUACUAUCAUUUGGGUCAGUUCGUGUUAAAAUACCGAUAACAUCAUCCGGGUGCGGUGUAAAAGAGUCCCCAGAAUCAUUACUGAAUUUCACUGGUACCCCUUUUUUCAUUGACUACCAAAACAGCCUCGUUGCCGUUGGUAGCAAUGCCAAAGUGUCGUUGACUCAUGUAGAGCCAAACAUAGUGGGAUGCGAGCUGACUAGCAAUACAGGCAAAUACCAGUCUAGCAAUAGUGUUCCUUUUCUCAAAAACACGCAGUGCUUGGCCAGCAGUCAGAGCUAUUUAUACGGGGCAUGUCCACUGUACAAUGAAGAUGUAAAGGAAUGCAAUGGUAGCGGAUGUUGCAAGGUUGGACUAAGAGAGCAUCAGCAAGCUAUUGGUAUCAGGAUCGAGAGCAACGAUUCGACAACAACAAGAGAAGAAAAGUGUAGAGUCGCCUUCUUGACAAUUGAAUCGUACACUUCCUCAAAUGCGACAAACCCACAAGAGUUAUUUGAUAAGGGAUAUGCUACGCUUAGUCUAGGGUGGGUAAUCCAGACGAAGAAUCAUUCUUUCGUGAGCUCCUUGUCCUGUGACAACAGAGACGUCUACGAAAAUACUACUUAUGCGGCUGUAUCCCAAAGGAAGUGUAUCUGCGGUAAAAGCACCAUUGCUAAGAUUAGCUAUGCACAUUGUUCCUGCAAAAGAGGUUACACAGGGAACGCAUAUGACCCUCACGGAUGCCAAGACGUUAAUGAAUGCAAAACCGAACAUAUCUCGUGUGAAGGAAUGAACACAUGUGUGAAUACUGAAGGAGGCCAUCACUGUGCGGGCGAUAAGAAAAAAGCAAUACUCAUUGGGCUGGGUUCAGGUUUUGGUGCUUUAGCUCUAGUUAGCGGAGUAUGGUGGUUGAGAAAAUUUCUAAUAAAGAGAAGGAUGACAAAGCAGAAGAAUAAAUUCUUCAAACGUAACGGGGGACUACUGCUGCAGCAACAAUUAUACACAAGAGACGGCAAUGUCGAAACGACAAAAAUCUUCAGCUCGGGAGAGUUGGAGAAAGCCACGGAAAACUUCAGCGAAAACAGAGUUCUUGGACAAGGAGGUCAAGGCACUGUGUACAAAGGUAUGCUGGUAGAUGGUAGCACCGUUGCAGUCAAAAAAUCCAAAAUCAUAGAUGAAGACAAACUGCAAGAGUUCAUCAAUGAGGUUGUGAUUCUCUCUCAGAUCAACCAUAGACAUAUAGUGAAACUCUUGGGAUGUUGUCUUGAGACAGAAGUUCCUAUCCUGGUUUAUGAGUUUAUUCUCAACGGAAACCUUUUCCAGCAUAUCCAUGAAGAGUCUGAUGAUUACAGUAUGAUCUGGGGAAUGCGUCUACGCAUUGCUGUGGACGUGGCAGGGGCUCUUUCUUAUCUUCAUUCUUCAGCAAGCUCUCCAAUCUAUCACAGAGAUAUCAAGUCGACGAACAUAUUACUAGACGAGAAGCACCGAGCCAAGGUGGCUGAUUUCGGAACAUCAAGGUCAAUAACCAUAGAUCAAACUCAUUGGACAACAGUUGUUUCAGGUACCGUCGGUUAUGUGGAUCCAGAGUAUUACCGGUCUAGCCAGUUUACAGAAAAGAGUGAUGUUUACAGCUUUGGGGUCGUCCUAGCGGAACUUAUUACUGGAGAUAAGCCUGUGGUAACAAUACAAAACACUAGAGAAACAAUAAGCUUAUCAGAGCAUUUCAAACUCGCAGUGAAAAAGAAGAGGUUGUCUGAUGUUAUGGAUGCUCGAAUAAAAGAGGAUUGCAAAAUGAAACAAGUCAUGGCAGUGGCAAACCUGGCGGUGAAGUGCUUGAGCUCGAAAGGGAAUAAACGUCCAAAUAUGAGAGAAGUUUUUACCGAGUUAGAGAGAAUUUCCGCGUCUCCAGAGGAUUCACAUGUACAGGUUAUGAUUGAUGAAGAUGAAGAUGAAGAAGACGAGGAAGAAGAGGUUACGAAUAUGGUAAACAGAGGCAAUUCUUUGAGAGUUGGUCUGACUGCUCCAGCCUUAGGUAUUGUCGCUUCGCCUUCUUCUUCAAAUGCUGAAUCAUUGAUUCCUCGUCCCACAUGGUGAGUCUAUCAGAUUUUAGAGUAAUGGUGAAUAAAUGUGAUGAUCAUCAUCUUUAAAACGUUUGGUAAUAAAUUUGCAAAUCUGAGUUUCAAUUCUGGAUUUAAAUGAUUUUGUUUUGUAUUAAUGUGUGUGCUUGAAACUACAUGUUCUUGUAUUUAUGUUUGUGUUUGAGACAAUGUAUUUGUAAUUUAUGUUGACAUUUGUUUUUUA